Molecule: messenger RNA, 1832 nt
Organism: Phodopus roborovskii (desert hamster)
Lineage: Eukaryota; Metazoa; Chordata; Mammalia; Rodentia; Cricetidae
Gene: Gins3
Product: GINS complex subunit 3
Exons: 3
Coding region: 72-722 (216 amino acids)
Biological process (GO): mitotic DNA replication initiation
Cellular component (GO): GINS complex
Source: RefSeq, a predicted model, not a curated record
GUUGGAAGGAGGUUUGGGCGGUGAGGCUGCGGGCUCUGCCUCCUCGUCCCCUGACGCUGCUGCGAGUAGCCAUGUCGGAGGCCUAUUUCCCGGUGGAGUCGGGCGCUCUGGGACCUGAGGAGAACUUCCUGUCUUUGGACGACAUCCUAAUGUCGCAGGAGAAGCUGCCGGUGCGCGUGGAGACGCCCAUGCCGCGCCUGGGCGCCUUCUUCCUGGAGCGAGGAGCGGGCGCAGAGUCGGACUACGCGCUCCCUCAGGGCACAAAAAUUGAGCUUCCCUUGUGGCUGGCUAAAGGACUCUUUGACAACAAGCGACGCAUCCUUUCUGUGGAGAUUCCCAAGAUAUACCAAGAGGGAUGGAGGACUGUGUUCAGUGCCGAUGCUAAUGUCGUGGACCUCCACAAAAUGGGGCCCCGUUUCUAUGGUUUUGGCUCCCAACUUCUGCAUUUUGACAGUCCAGAGAAUGCAGAUAUCUCCCAGUGUCUGCUGCAGACUUUUAUUGGACGGUUCCGCCGCAUCAUGGACUCCUCCCAGAAUUCUUACAAUGAAGACACUUCAGCACUGGUAUCCAGGCUAGAUGAGACAGAGAGAGGCUUAUUUCAAAUAGGGCAGAAAGGGCUGAAUGACUUUCAGAGUUGGGAAAAGGGUCAGGCUUCUCAGAUCACAGCAUCCAACCUCGUUCAGAAUUAUAAGAAGAGAAAAUUCACUAAUAUGGAAGACUGAAAGUGGAAACGAACUACAGCUUGUGUCCCUGAUAAAACCUAGUUAAGUUCAUGGGUGACCCAACUGUGUACUGCUUCAGAGCCUCUAACCUUCAGCAAUCUCCAAGCUUGGAACUAUCUGGUUGGGGGCAGAUGUGGAUGUCCUGGAUCCUGGACUUUAGUUACCUGCUGUUCCACAGCAUAGAUAAGAAUUCAGCUGAGGAGGAGCCAGAUUCCAUUUUAAAUAAGGGUCAUGGACCCUUACAUAGUCAAGUUGGAGCUGGGAUUCUUCAGGUGUCUGAUCUCUGGCUGCAAAGGACAAGUACAAAGUGGGUCAUCUCUGCCUGUUCACAAAUUUCUCUUAAGCUUAUUUGCCUUACCUUCCUCAUGGUUGGACAAAGGACAGCAUCCCCACCAUGCUGCCUGCCUGCUGGGACUUACCCCAGUUUCCAAAACAGGAAAUUGAGAAGAAAAGGGAAAAUCAUGAAUGGCAUAGCAGAAGGAGAAGACAUUGAGCUUGUGUGUCCUGUAAUCAGGGCUCUUGAACUAAAAUCACAUCCUUCCAGUCCACCCAGAGGGGCCAUGUAGAGCACUGGCACACUUGUUCUAUUCUCCAUCUAGAAAAGCUGUCAAGGAGGUGUUAGCAGUUGAAAAGUAGUUAUUUAAGGGUGUUUCCCAGCCUUUGUAAUCUUUCCAUCAGGGGCUUACACAUGAAGAGCCCCAGCUGAAAAACAGCCUGGCAAGUGUUAGCAGGAAAGACUCUUUACAAUUUUUUUUUUUCUCCAGGAAAUACUGCUACAUUAAUAUAAAGAGGCUAGGAAUCUGUUUAAAAUUGCACCAAGCAGAGAAAUGAGUUCUCCAGACCCUAGGCUGUCACUGUCAAAAACCUCAUUUCCUAAGGCCAUUUGGAUUGUCUAGUAGGUAGUUUCUCCACACCACUGGCUACCCCUGGCAUCCUAUAGCUACUGGAAAAUAUCUUCAUUGUAAUUAUGGAGAGACUUGGGUGUCCAGAUCACACAGAUAUUGUAAUGAAUUCUUAAAGUGAUAGAGAUUCAUUUAAAUGCCUGUCUUAGCACAAAAUUGUUUUUAUCAUUUGACUUCAUUUUAAAUAAAUGAUGGGCUUUGCACUUUG